AUGGCGAAGCAGUCUGAGGAAGCACUGAGAAGGAUGGCAGCUACUGAGAGGAAGAUGUGUCAUGGGCAGAGGGAAAGCACUUCCGGCACAAAAGAUACCAGUGCCCGGGGGACAUCUGGUGUCCGGCCCACAGACAUGUAUCAGCAAUAUCAUUGGCACCGCAGGGAUGUGGGGAACAGGCCGGCCCCUCACACAUACAGUAACAGGGGGCCUGGGCCUAACCAGUGGUGCAGAGGUGGUGUGGAGCGAAGGUGGGAACGUGAGGCAGAGAGCUGUGGGGAGCAGAUGUGUGCCUAUCGGCCAGAACGCAGCGUGGGACCCAGCCAUGGCCCUAAAACAGUUGGCAGCGUUCAAUCCAUGCCUGGAAAUGAACUGGACAGCGGCAUGGGGCCUAAAUGUGGAACUGGGCGACCCCCUGGUUCGGCACCCUGGCCUGAAAACAUACCUGAUGGAAGGCAUCCUAUGUGGGCAGUCCCGGGCAAGGACUGGCUUGUCCUCCUGCCUAACACUGUGGAGCCCAUGGAGGUGGGUCCACAAGAAGAGGCAGAGGAACCCAUGGAAGUGGAUCCACCUCAGCCACAUCAGACCUGGGACUACCCCGGCAGGUCUUUGCUCUGUGCCAUCAGAGAACACCAAGAGCUUCACAGCAGGGCCCGGUGUGAUCCAGAACAAGAACUAAGCCAUGAUGGCUUACAUUAUGCAGCAGACGGACACUGGAAAAGCAUUAAUUCCCUGAACUCUGGAAACAGUGGCAAUACCUCAACUGCUCUAUAUGACUGCUGCCAAGCAGUUCUGAAGGCCUUCCAGCCGUGGAAUUGGCACACAGGGCUGUGUGUACACACACCAGGGCAGGAGCCGUGUUCCUCAGCAGCACAGGCCGCAGCGGAGCAGGCUGAGGCCCAAGCUGCCCACGCUGCGCUCGCAGGAGCCGCAGCUCAACUUGCGUCCUUGGCCCAGCUGGGCACCCAGCUUUCCCGCAAGCUGCUUGCUUGGCACAAAGGUAACGCCUUUACUUCCCAGCUCUGUUCAUCCCUUAUUUCUGCAAGGCACAGGCACCAACUCCCGACCUCGCAGAGGCACCGGGCGGCUCAGUUAAUGAUUUGUGUGGCGCUGAGAAGACGGCCCAGGUCCGUCGGGCGGCGAUCACCGCGCGGGCAGCGGGGCAGGGAAGCCUCGGGCCGAGCCUCGCGGCGCUCUGGGAGCCGUUACGGCCGUUGGGGGCUGCCCGCCGGGGCGGCCUCCUCAGGAGCGGGGGCUCGCCAUCCCCGCACCCACCCCGACCCCCUGUCAGGCCCGUCCCGCCGCCCCGAGCCGGGGCAGGUGCGCUCCCGGCCGCGGCAGGUUCGAGGCACGGCAGGCGGGACGGCACGGGUCGGUCCCCCCCCCAACUCCCCGCCGCCCGCCCCCGCCACCGCCCGCAGGCGUGUGCCGGGGAAGGCGCUCGGUGCCGCUCGCCGCCCGGGCGGCGCUUCCCCCCCCUCUCCCCGCCGCGUCCCCCCUCCUCCGCAACCGAGAGCAGCCUCCGCCCGGCAGCGCCGGGGCCGCUCGCCGACGUGCCUGCCGCGCUGUCGGGACGGCGCCGCCGCCGAUGGCCGCCCCGUUGCCCGCCGUGCCGCCCGGCCCCCGCGGCGAGGUGCGCUCCCCCGGCCGGCACCCACCGCCGCCGCCCCCCGACAGUGCUUAACGGAGCUCUUCAGCAAGUACAGCAGCGAUUAGCUUCCAAACUCUUGCAAGUGCUGCUUGGUGAUAUUUACGACACAGACAUAUUUAAGUCACCUGAAACUACUGAGACAUUUAUUUUGUGAUGGAGCUAUGGAGAUUCAGAUACAAAAGAGAACAAAGAAAGAUGACAGUGUUUUGGAGAUCCCAUCAAUUCCAAAUCCUUUUCCUGAGCUGUGUUGCUCUCCGUUCGCAUCCGUUUUGUCAGCCAGUCUGUUGCCCAAGGCAACUUCAAGAAAAAAACAGAAUUGUUUGCAUACUUGCCAUGGACAAGCCAAGUCUUUUAUCUGUAGAAAAGAAAACAGAGAUAUCAGUGUGGGCCUUCCCAAGGACAGAAGACAAGUUUCUAAGCUCUUUGGUUGGUUGAUUCCUGGUUGUCAAGUUCUAAGAAAAGCAGACAUGAGUUUGUCUUCAAGAAGAGUGACAUUGCCUGCAGUUAUGCCAAUAACUCUGCAGAAACGGGUAAUUAAAGUUUAUAGUGAAGAUGAUACUAGCAAAGCUUUGGAAGUCCCAACUGAUAUAACAGCCAGGGAUGUAUGUCAGCUGUUGAUAUUGAAGAACCACUAUAUUGAUGACCACAACUGGACUCUGUUUGAGCACCUUACUCACACAGGUUUAGGAAGAGCUAUAGAAGACCAUGAAUUAGUGACAGAGGUCCAGUCAAACUGGGGAAUGCAAGAGGAAAACAAAUUGUAUUUUAGAAAAUAUUAUGCCAAAUAUGAAUUUUUCAAAAAUCCUGUGAGUUUUUUCCCAGAUCAUAUGUUAUCUUUUCCAAAUGAGACCAAUGCACCUGUAAGCCACUCUGGGAUAUUACAGAUGUUCCUAAGCUCCAGCACAUAUCCUGAGAUUCAUGGUUAUUUGCAUGCAAAGGAACAGGGGAAAAAAUCAUGGAAAAAACUGUUCUUUCUUUUGAGAAGAUCCGGUCUUUAUUUUUCCACUAAAGGUACAUCUAAGGAGCCAAGGCAUCUGCAGUUUUUCUGUGAAUUCAGCAAUAGUGAUAUGUACAUGUCUUUGACAGGCAAAAAGAUUUCUGGAGCACCAACAAACUAUGGAUUCUGCUUUAAGCCUAACAAAUCAGGAGGAACCAGAGACCUGAAACAGCUCUGUGCAGAUGAUGAGCAAAGUAGGACCUGUUGGAUGACAGCAAUUAGGUUGCUUAAGUAUGGGAUGCAGCUGUAUCAGAAUUACAUGCAACCAUAUCAAGGUAGAAGUGUCUGCAGCCCUUUGAAUAUAACACCCAUGAGAAGUAUUUCAGAAAAUUCUUUAGUAGCAAUGGAUUUCUCAGGACACAGAAGCAGAAUUAUAGAAAAUCCAAUGGAAGUCCUUUCAGUUGCAGUUGAAGAAGGAUUAGCAUGGCGGAGGAGAGGGUGUCUACGACUCAACUCACAUGGUAGUCCUAUUGCCAUGUCUAACGUGGCUAUACACAGAUCUCAGUCUUGGUUUCAUCAUAAAAUCUCUAGAGAUGAAGCUCAGAGGCUUAUUUUGCAGCAUGGACUUGUAGAUGGGGUAUUCUUGGUACGUGAUAGCCAAAGUAACCCCAAAACAUUUGUAUUGUCAUUGAGUCAUGGAUUAAAAAUAAAACAUUUUCAAAUUGUACCCUUGGAAGAUGAUGGGAAGCUAUUUUAUACCCUUGAUGAUGGUCAAACCAGAUUUACUGAUCUCAUCCAGCUAGUGGAAUUCUACCAACUUAAUAAAGGAGUACUGCCUUGCAAGUUAAAACACUAUUGCGCACGAAUUGCUCUUUAA
Messenger RNA from Cygnus atratus (black swan), 3465 nucleotides. RefSeq names its product growth factor receptor bound protein 14 (gene GRB14). The transcript has 21 exons. The record is from RefSeq and is a predicted model, not a curated record. Gene Ontology annotation, cellular component: plasma membrane; cytoplasm. Gene Ontology annotation, biological process: negative regulation of insulin receptor signaling pathway; insulin receptor signaling pathway. Lineage: Eukaryota; Metazoa; Chordata; Aves; Anseriformes; Anatidae.